Messenger RNA from Iphiclides podalirius (scarce swallowtail), 1107 nucleotides. The record is from the annotation of a GenBank genome assembly. NCBI's taxonomy places the organism in Eukaryota, Metazoa, Arthropoda, Insecta, Lepidoptera, Papilionidae.
AUGUGUGGGUCAGAUAAAAAGUUAGGCGAAAUCCGAGCACUUAUACUCGUCGGUGGUUAUGGGACUCGUUUAAGACCCUUAACUUUGAGUAGGCCUAAGCCACUUGUGGAGUUUGCCAACAAACCGAUCCUCUUGCAUCAAAUAGAAGCUCUAGUUGAAGCUGGAGUAACACAAGUUAUUUUAGCUGUUUCAUAUAGAGCGGAUGAUAUGGAAAAAGAAUUGACAGAGCAAGUAUCAAAACUUGGUGUGUCUCUUACAUUCUCACAUGAAACUGAACCUUUGGGAACGGCAGGUCCACUAGCUUUAGCCAAAGAUUUGCUUAAUACAAGCACUGAACCCUUUUUCGUCUUAAAUUCAGAUGUUAUAUGUGACUUUCCCUUUAAGGAGCUUGCUAAAUAUCAUAAAAGUCAUGGAAAGGAAGGCACUAUUGUGGUUACGAAGGUAGAAGAGCCCAGUAAAUAUGGUGUUGUUGUUUAUAAAGAUGAUGGACAAAUAGAGAGUUUUGUUGAAAAACCUCAAGAAUUUAUUUCAAACAAAAUUAAUGCUGGUAUGUACGUACUUAAUCCAUCGGUGUUAAGUCGGAUAGAUCUAAGGCCAAUGUCAAUAGAAAAGGAAGUGUUUCCAUUUAUGGCGCAGGACGGCCAAUUAUAUGCCAUGGAGCUACAAGGAUUCUGGAUGGACGUUGGACAGCCCAAAGACUUUUUGACAGGUAUGUGUUUAUACCUGAACAGCUUGCGGCAGAAGAACUCCGACAAGUUGCACGACGGAGCAGGCGUGGUGGGAAACGUUCUGAUAGACCCGACCGCCACCAUAGGAAACGGGUGCCGUAUAGGACCCAACGUCACCAUUGGCCCCAAUGUGAUCAUUGAAGACGGUGCGUGCAUCAAACGCAGUACCAUAUUGCGGGGCGCAUGUGUGCGGCAGCACGCUUGGUUGGACGGCUGCAUAGUCGGCUGGCGUUCGGUUGUGGGCAGGUGGGUUCGGAUGGAGAACUGCACUGUACUCGGUGAGGAUGUCAUAGUCAAGGAUGAGCUGUACAUCAACGGUGGUCAAGUGCUACCGCACAAGUCCAUAGCGCUGUCUGUCCCCGAACCACAGAUAAUAAUG